GCCCGAGAAUAUCAGGAGAAAGCACUCGUUAUCAGAAUAGAAAUUGGCCAAAAAAGUGGAGAGGCAAUUAGUUAUGGAAACCUCACAGGUUUGUCUCUCUCGCUCGGCAAGUAUGGAGAGGCUGAAAAAUAUCUAGACAAGGCAAUGGCAGUUAGAAAGGGUAUCGGUGAUAAAAGCGGAGAAGCAGCAGAUUACAGACACCUCGGGUUAAUCUCUUGUAAGCGUGGUGAAUAUGACAAGGCUCUAGAAUAUUUCGAGAAAGCCUUUACAAUUCACAUGAAAAUCGGUGAGAGAGCAGGACAACUAGUUAAUUACAGCGAUUUAGGACUGUGUUUCCAAUCGCUAGGUAAAUAUGACAUGGCUGAAGAAUACAUUAAACAGGCUCUCUUAUUAAGUAGGGAUAUUGGACUCAACUUGGAGGAGUUUCAGUGUCUUUGUAAUCUAUCGGUGUUAAAGGCGUCACAAGGUAAUCGUGAAGAGGCUUCUUCGCAUCUUUUUCAAGCCAUCCAAAAAUUCGACACUUUGAGAGGUUUCCUUAAAGAAAACGAUCAGUUUCAAAUAUCUUUUUUAGAAGAGCACGGCACCUUUCCCUACAAGUUCCUCAGUUGGCUGCUUUCUUCCACUGGAAAGUCGCAAGAUGCCCUUUACGUCGAAGAGCUGACAAGGGCAAGAGGCCUGGCCGACUUGAUGGCAGCUCGGUACUCUGUUCAAGAGCAGAUCUCAAGCGAUCCACAAUCUUGGUGUGGCAUUCAAGGGAUCAUCACAAAAGAAGCAGAAUGUGCAUGCCUGUACAUUUCGGUUGGUCAAAAUGAUGUACGGUUUUGGAUAAUUAAAGCAACGGGAGCCAUUCAGUUUUUAGAAAAGAAAGUGAAGCUGGACCAAAACAAGGUGACCGGAAUAGUCCCUGAGUUAGAUGAGUUUUUUAAAGAAGCCUUCCGCAGCCAAGCCAUUUCACCCGAACAGAAUUGCGAAGAUCGAUCUUUAGAUGACACCGAACUGACGUCACUUCCCCACGACAAGCGCUCAGUGCUGCGUGACUAUGAUUCCAAAGAUUUCAAAACAAGUCUUGACUUGUAUUACAAGAUAAUCAUCGCUCCU
Pocillopora damicornis (cauliflower coral) is the source of this 1098-nucleotide messenger RNA. RefSeq lists its product as uncharacterized. The record is from RefSeq and is a predicted model, not a curated record. Gene Ontology annotation, molecular function: protein binding. NCBI's taxonomy places the organism in Eukaryota, Metazoa, Cnidaria, Anthozoa, Scleractinia, Pocilloporidae.